AUGGUAGCUAUUCGGGAGGAGGUGCCUUUCGAGAAGAGGGCCGCAGAGGCGCAUCGGAUACGAGUCAAGUACCCUCAUCGGGUGCCUGUAAUCGUAGAAAGAGCUCCGCGUGCUGACUUGCCCGAAAUCGAGAAGAAGAAGUAA
Gregarina niphandrodes is the source of this 144-nucleotide messenger RNA. RefSeq names its product autophagy protein. NCBI's taxonomy places the organism in Eukaryota, Apicomplexa, Conoidasida, Eugregarinorida, Gregarinidae. The transcript is spliced from 2 exons. The record is from RefSeq and is a predicted model, not a curated record. Gene Ontology annotation, biological process: cellular response to nitrogen starvation. Bases 1 to 144 code for a protein of 47 amino acids.